UUUACUAAACAGUUAGGAUACCCAAAUAAUAUAAUUGUCCAUGAAUAUUUUUUUAAAAAUCUUUGUUGAUUUGAUGUUAAACAAUUUAGUAUUCAAUAUAAUAUACAAUUAAUACAAAUCAAACCUCUUGGCUCUGGAUAAUGGUAAAAGUCAUGAAGGAAUAUGGUACAUUUCCUAGUGACCAGGGUUCAUCUACAGAUGAUUUGAGUCAACCACGCUCUUAUACUAAUUCAGUUGUACAUGGUAUGAUAGCAAUGGACGACGUAUCUGACAAUAACAAAAUAUGGAGAAUGCUGUUUGCCGAAUUUUUGGGCACAGCUAUUCUAUUGUUUCUUGGUUGUGGCAGCAUUAUGUGGCUUAACAGUCCAAUCGGUUCUUCGGAAAUCAUACAAAUCGCUCUGACUUUUGGUUUCACAAUAGCAACACUAGUACAGAUAUUCGGUCAGACCAGUGGAUGUCAUAUCAACCCAGCAGUCACGGUUAGCUUUUUGGUGAGCGGCCAAUGCUCAUUUUUGAAAUCUGCUCUGUACAUAGUUGCACAGUGUUUGGGGGCUAUAGCCGGUGUCUACCUACUAGAAUUUGUUACUCCAGACGCAGUAGCUAAAGGUUUAGGCAAGACAGACGUAAGUCCGCUGCUUCAACCGGGACAAGGAUUCGUCGUAGAAGCAUUCAUUACCUUUAUUCUAAUAUUGGUUAUUCACUCGGUUUGCGAUGAAGCCAGCCGAAGCAACAUCGUUACUCCGUCCAUCUCCAUAGGUCUGACCAUUGCUGCCGCCCAUCUAGCAGCGAUUAAAUACACAGGAGCUAGCAUGAAUCCAGCAAGAUCUUUGGGCCCAGCUGUUGCUCUUGGUGUAUGGUCAAAUCAUUGGGUGUACUGGGUUGGUCCUAUUGUAGGUGGCAUACUUGGAGGAACCGUCCACACUUUCGUGUUGAAACGUCAUACUGAAGAGAAAAUAUUCUUACAAUAAUGGUGUAAAAUCAGUAUGCGUGUAUACAGUCCUAGUGCUUGACGGAAUUAUGAUACCUAACUAAUCUAAUCUAAAUUUAAUAAAAUAAAAUAUAUAUAUUUUAUGAUUAUAUAAAAAUUAACCUUAUUAAAUAUUGUUACUAAUAAACCAAUUUCAAAUUAUUUUAAUUUUGUAUUCAAUUUUCUCCUCCCGAUUAAACAAAAAUUGAUAACUCGGUUUGAAUAGAUGGAACAUUUGCCCCAGAAAAUAUUCAGAAAAGUAAUUAUUCAAUGUAAACAAUUCUAUAUUCUAUUAUUCUAUAAUCAAAUAUUUAAUUCACUUUUUAUAAGAAUAAUAAAUCAAUUCAA
Myzus persicae (green peach aphid) is the source of this 1315-nucleotide messenger RNA. RefSeq names its product aquaporin AQPAe.a (gene Drip). Gene Ontology annotation, cellular component: plasma membrane. Gene Ontology annotation, biological process: transmembrane transport. NCBI's taxonomy places the organism in Eukaryota, Metazoa, Arthropoda, Insecta, Hemiptera, Aphididae. The record is from RefSeq and is a predicted model, not a curated record. The coding region runs from base 141 to 968 and encodes 275 amino acids. Gene Ontology annotation, molecular function: water channel activity. The transcript is spliced from 7 exons.